Molecule: messenger RNA, 1700 nt
Organism: Dioscorea cayenensis subsp. rotundata (Guinea yam)
Lineage: Eukaryota; Viridiplantae; Streptophyta; Magnoliopsida; Dioscoreales; Dioscoreaceae
Product: ubiquitin carboxyl-terminal hydrolase 4-like
Exons: 6
Coding region: 289-1398 (369 amino acids)
Biological process (GO): protein deubiquitination
Cellular component (GO): nucleus; cytosol
Molecular function (GO): cysteine-type endopeptidase activity; cysteine-type deubiquitinase activity
Source: RefSeq, a predicted model, not a curated record
ACUUCGCUUCGAGAUCGUGUUCUUUUCCUUCGAACGCCGGCAUCAAAUCGAUCGUCUCCUCCGGAUCAUCCUCGUUCUCGAAGUCAAGAAGAGAAAAAGGAAUUCAUCGAAACCCUAGAAUACGAAUUCAUCUCCAUCUCUCAAUCAACUUCGAAACCCUAGAAAGCUGAAUCAAUGGGCUCGCAAUCUUAGAAGGCUUUGCUCUUGGAACUGGAUUCGGAUCGGUGGUUUUUUAAUUUCGAGUGGUUUUGAGAAGUAGGAGAGCUGGGGUGGGUGUGGGAGAAGUUCAUGGUCAUGGGGGCCUCGGGGUCAAAGCUCGAGAAGGCCCUCGGAGACCAGUUCCCCGAAGGAGAGAGGUAUUUCGGCCUUGAGAACUUCGGCAACACUUGCUACUGCAACAGCGUUUUGCAGGCGCUCUAUUUUUGUAUACCUUUCCGAGAGCAGUUGCUGGAAUAUUAUGCAAAUAACAAGAAGCAAGGAGAUUUAGAGGAGAACCUUUUGACUUGUUUGGCUGACCUGUUCACCCAGAUUAGCUCCCAGAAAAAGAAAACUGGUGUCAUAGCUCCAAAGCGUUUUGUGCAAAGAGUGAAAAAGGAAAAUGAGCUCUUCCGUGGUUACAUGCACCAGGAUGCUCAUGAAUUUUUGAUUUUCUUGCUUAAUGAACUUGUCGAUAUCCUCGAGAGGGAGAGUAAGGCUGCAGAAGGUUCUCUUGGUCCCCCAACACCAUCAGAAAUGUUGAACAAUGGUCAAGUUUGGCCUCAAGCGAAUGGUGUGCACAAAGAAGCCCUUGUUACAUGGGUCCACAAAAGCUUUCAGGGUAUUCUAACAAAUGAAACAAGGUGCUUACGGUGCGAAACUGUGACUGCAAGGGAGGAGACAUUCUUUGAUUUAAGUCUCGACAUUGAGCAAAAUAGUUCAAUUACCAGCUGCCUGAAAAACUUUAGCUCAACAGAAACCUUGAAUGCUGAGGAUAAGUUCUUUUGUGACAAGUGCUGCAGUUUGCAAGAAGCUCAGAAGAGGAUGAAGAUUAAGAAACCACCAUCAAUCCUGGUCAUCCAUCUCAAGCGUUUCAAGUACAUGGAGCAGCUUGGUCGCUACAAGAAACUAUCUUAUCGGGUUGUUUUCCCUAUGGAACUGAAGCUUAAUAACACAGUUGAUGCUACUGACAUGGAAUACUCCCUAUUUGCAGUGGUAGUUCAUGUGGGGAUAGGGCCAAACCAUGGCCACUACAUCAGCCUAGUCAAGAGCCACGAUCACUGGUUGUUCUUUGAUGAUGAGAAUGCUGAAAUGAUCGAUGAAUCCACUGUCCAGACUUUCUUUGGGUCUGCGCAGGAGUUCACAAGCAACACUGAUCAUGGUUACAUCCUGUUUUAUGAGAGCAUCAGUGCAAGACGAUGAUUAUCAUGCCAAAUUUCACCAUCAAAGGCGCUACAGCACUGCCAUUUUUUGCCCAACUUUAGCUUCACCAAAUGGUUUGAGCAUCAAUAGAGCUCUCGGAGAUGAGAGGACGUAAAAUUUACUGUGGUUGUUGUGUACAGGUCAUGCUGGAAAUACAUCAGUCUCAUGAAGGAAUAAAAUUGAGUGUACAUGCUCGAUCGAUUGUUCAAACAUUAAGCGUUUCCUGUAAUCUUGAUUGUUAGUUAACCAAAUAUUAUAGUGAAUAGAAAAUGACGAAAUGCCCAAUCCUCUGUGUUUUUAUA